Mucor mucedo is the source of this 1681-nucleotide messenger RNA. RefSeq lists its product as uncharacterized. Lineage: Eukaryota; Fungi; Mucoromycota; Mucoromycetes; Mucorales; Mucoraceae. The record is from RefSeq and is a predicted model, not a curated record. The transcript is spliced from 7 exons. Bases 9 to 1640 code for a protein of 543 amino acids. Gene Ontology annotation, molecular function: CoA-ligase activity.
CAAUUCAAAUGGUGUAUUUAUCAAAACUUCCAAAUAUUGUUGAACCAAAAACUGGACUUUUACAAUUCCUGUUUGGCAGCGACAUUCCAAAUGAUCGAGCCCUUUUAAUCGAUGCUCUGGACACAAGUCGUUCACUCACAUUUGCUCAAAUAAAAAAAAAGGUACUUCAGUUUGGAGCUGGAUUACAAGAUAUCUGUGACUUCCGAAAAGGCGAUGUAAUGGCUCUUUACUCUCCUAACGAGUAUAACUACUCUAUUCCCUUAUUUGGUGCCAUUGCCGCAAGCGGUAUUACCACUACUGCUAACCCCAAUUAUAGCGUGGAAGAACUGUACUAUCAGUUAGACCAAACCAAAGCUAAAGUUUUAAUCUGUCAUGCCUCCAAUCUCAAAACCGCAUUGAUAGCUGGACUUCGUGCGGGUAUUCAAAAAUCUAAUUUUUUUGUGUUCGGAAAUGAGGUCGUUCAAGGUGUUCGACCUUUUGAAGCGGCUUUGCUCGGACACCGAGAAGCAGUUUUAGAAGAGCUUUCGUUCGAACAAGCAAAAGAGCGAGUUGCUUUGCUUUGUUUCUCAUCGGGUACUAGCGGUAGAAGUAAAGGGGUCAUGACCACACAUACAAAUUUGACUAGCAAUGUUGCACAAUACUUGGAGCUCGACAAGCACGCAAUCGAUCCAACUGUCGAUCGUAUGAUUGGUAUAUUACCUCUCUUUCACGCUUUUGGUCUAACUGUCAAUCUGAACUGUGCACUCUAUCUCGGACUUCCACUCUACAUCUUACCGGGUUUUGAACUUGUCAGUUUUUGUGACACCAUUCAAAAGCACAGGAUUACCUUUGCAACUGUAGUGCCUCCUAUCUGUCUUUUGUUGGCAAAGCAUGAGCUCGUUUCUAAUUACGAUCUGUCUUCUUUAAGGUUGGCGAUCUGUGGUGCUGCUCCAUUAAGUGCAGAGUUGGGAAGAGAAACAAUGACACGACUUCCUAAUCUAUUGAUCCGACAAGGCUAUGGACUUACUGAAACAUCACCCUUGGCUGUUAUUGAACCUAUCGAUAAAACAAUUGAUGGAUCGACUGGUUUGCUUCUAUCAAAUAUGGUGGCUAAAAUUAUAGAUGAAGAUGGGAAAGAGGUCACAAAGCAGGGCGAGAGAGGAGAGCUAUGGUUAAAGGGACCCAACGUUAUGAAAGGAUAUCUUAACAACCCCGAAGCUACAGCUGAUUGUAUCGACAAUGAAGGAUACUUUCAUACGGGUGAUAUUGUCUUACUUGACAAGGACGAACACUUUUACGUUGUUGAUCGAAAGAAGGAGCUGAUAAAGUAUAAAGGGUUCCAGGUCCCGCCUGCAGAGAUUGAGGGUAUUUUGCUUACAAAUCCAAUCAUAGCAGAUUGUGCAGUGAUUGGUGUUUAUGACGCAGCACAAGCAACGGAAAUCCCCAGAGCCUACGUAACACUAAAAGAUCCUACUACGGCUUCGGAAGACAUUGGCAAGUUGAUCAUGAAAUACGUAGCUGACCAAGUUGUUAAUUAUAAGCAAGUGCGUAGUAUACGCUUUAUUCCUGUCAUUCCCAAAAACCCUUCAGGAAAAAUCCUUCGUCGUAUUUUAAGAGAGGCGGCCCAAGAGGAAGAUAAAUUAAUUCUAUCCAAAUUAUAAUUUAGUUUUUUACGAAUAAAAUUUACAAUAUCCUCGUGAUA